Messenger RNA from Cavia porcellus (domestic guinea pig), 5970 nucleotides. RefSeq names its product endogenous retrovirus group K member 13-1 Env polyprotein-like. The record is from RefSeq and is a predicted model, not a curated record. Gene Ontology annotation, molecular function: structural molecule activity. The coding region runs from base 4240 to 5553 and encodes 437 amino acids. Lineage: Eukaryota; Metazoa; Chordata; Mammalia; Rodentia; Caviidae. The transcript is spliced from 2 exons.
UUAUAGAUACAUAUUCCUUCAUGUCUGUGUACAAAGAUACGGAUUAACAUGUAAAAACAUAUAGAGAGAUGUAUUUCUAUACAAACAUAUGUUUAUAGUAUACCCAUUUACAUGUUAAUAUCUGUUCGUAUUCAUAUUAACAUCUCUCUGUGGAGAUAAGUAAGACAGGAUAUUCAUCAAUUAAACUACUGCCUGGGAAUUAUGUAUUGAUUACCUAAUGCACAAUCAUUGUCUCUUUCUCCACUUGCCUUCAACAGGACACCUAAUUCUCUAUCUGAAACAGAAAUUUUUUUUUAUAUUCCUGGAAAAUUCUGUUGACAGCAGUGCCCCAUGGUGUGUAACCCUUGUGCCCAUGAAGACUAACAUCUCAAUAGUUCACCUCUAAACCACAUUUGCCAGAAGCCCUCUCCAGGCUCCAUGUUGUCACUAGCACAAAGCUGCUGUGCUGAGCAGUAACUGGAGGAGGCAGUGGUUUCCUUACUGGGGAAGAGCACUGAGGCACCAUGCUGCAGUAUGGACAGGGCCUUUAGAAAUGGGAUCCUUCCUCCUAGUGCUGGACAGCACAUGGACUUUGCUCUUCUGAUUUUCCCCAAAUAUAGAGAUUUGAAGCAACUUUGCUCAUGGGAGAGGCUUCCCAUCCUGCCCUUUACUAUGCCCACCAGGACAUUUGCAUGAUGUCCCCAAGGAGAGGCUUCCCUUCAAGUUCCAGAUAAAAACUCAACCUGUCUUGAUUCAUCUGGACCCUCAUUUCAGCAUUUCAAAAUGAGGCUCCCUGCUCAUUUCCUGGAGCUGGUAAUGCUCUGCAUCCCUGGUAAGGAUGGAGGGAGAUGAGGAUGGAGAAUGAGUGAGUGGGAUGGGGUCCCACUGUUACCUGUGUUGUUCUCUCCAUGUGAGAGACUGCAUCCUUCAGGAACAGGGUGAGAACAAGAGCUUGAGGUCUGUGUGAGUGAGGAAAAUUCCACUGGAGUUGGAGCUAUGGUGAGGUGAUGAUGUCACAAUGAAAGAGAAGGAUGAUCCACAUUAAUUCUCAAGUGGGUGCAAAUGUUGGAUACUUUAUUAUAAGUGAACACUUUUUCCUAUAUAUGAAAAUCGCAAAAAUAAUUUAGCUUCAAAUAUGAAAUAAUGGAGACAAUAUGAAAAUGAAUCAUCAUGCCUGUACAUGACCUUGUCUUUCUAUCCAAUGAUUAAGGGUCCACAGGAGAUAUUCAGAUGCCAAGACCCCACUCUCUCUCACUCUCUUUGGCACCCGGAGAACCAGGCUCCUUCUCCUCUAGUUCCAAACAGAGUCUUGAGCAUAGUGAUGGAAUCAUCUAUUUGAGAUAAUGGUACAUAAGCCAUACCAGGCUCCACAAGGCAUGAUUUUUCAGGUUUUCAAAAAGCACUCUUCGGUCCUAGAAAGGUGCAUUAGCAGCUUAUCAAGAAACGAUUUCACACUCAAAAUCUGCAGAGGUCAGGGUGAGGAGGCUGGAGUUUAUUACUGUUAUCAAGGAAUAGGAUGUCCUCCCCCAGUGAUGCAACCCUGAGAAAAAUCCUCCCGGCCUGGAAGGUCCAGCUGGUCACCUGCAAUGUUGGGCACACCAGAAGAGUUUAUUAGUACAGCAGAGUGCAGAAAAGGCCUCUGUGCAUGACUAAGUAGAAAAUCAAAAGAGCAUGGGGACCUAUGUUCUGUGCAGACUCUGCCACAUAAAGAGGAUGUGGCUGACUUCCACAGGUUCCUUGAGCUUUGCAAAUUCUAUUCUUUUUUUUUUUCAAUUUGGAUGUAAACCUGAGAUGGUUAAUAAGAUGCAAUUGGUGUAUAACAUUUGUACUCUAUCUACCUUUUUUUGCUUAUUGUGUAAGGUUCACUAGGGGAUGAGGUGGUGUCAGUCUGGUUUACAGGUUGGGAGACCCAGCCUACUACUCAGGAAGGAUCAGAGUUAAAGAGGUACCUUUUUCACUUUCAAGUAUGGAUCAGACCCAAUUGCAAUAUGGAGGAAGGGUGCAUCAUGGAAGGCUAACACCAAGAUUAGUAAUGAUCCUGGCCAUGUAUGCACUAGGCUGUAUCACAUGUUCCCCACCAAUCCAGUGGGCACAACUGAACACCCAAUUCAUUUACGAAUCUGACCUCAUCAGAAUGCAGGAGUGACUUGAAAACAGGAAAUGACCCCUCAUUUGUCACAGGAAUGCCACAGAACCCACUAACAUAACAAGAUCCAAAGGGGCAAGAGAAUUCUCAAGGAAUAUCUAACAUGGAUCAACAGUAGUUAGGGAAUUUAUGGUUAUGUAAAGCUCUGUCUUUCCAUCAGUACCCAUCAAGAUAUGGAAAUACAGUAAAAAAUCAAUUUAAUUUAACAAAUGUAUCAACUGUAGAAAUAAAAAAGGGUCAAAAUAGUGCAGAGUGAACUAGAAACACAUAAAUUAAUAAAGAUGAAUUUGAUAAUAUAAUAAGCUUAAAAGGGGACUGAAAAAAUGAUAAAAUAAACAGCAUAAUACAACAAUAAGAAAAUGAGUCAUAGAAAUAAAAAAAGGACGAGAGAUCAAAAUACUGGACCACAUUAAAUAUAAAUAAAUAAAUGUGGUAAAGGAAAACACAAAACAAAGCAGAGCAAGUGAAGCAAACUCUAGAAUUCUCUUGCUGAGAAAGUUAUAUGACAGAAGUAUUUUUCUAGGUUUUCUAAAAAUGAAUUAGUACUUAUGUGAGGAGAGUGGUAGAUCCCAGCCCAGGACAGGUGUGCUUCCCUCUCCAACAGCAGAUUCUGCUGACAGGUGAGCUCUGCUAUAUCUUAGCCCCUAGGCAUGACCAGGAAAGUGUGUGUGUGUGUGUGUGUGUAUGUGUGUGCAUGUGUAUUUGUGUGUGUCCAUUUCUGUUUGUCUGUGGGGGAUGAGGUGUCACUUUGUAGGCCCAACCCCCUCUAACCUGCAAUUUACAAUAGCCGCCCUGGUAUGCGAGAAGGAGGUAGAAUAGGAAUGCCUGUUCUCAGUGAGACCCCUCACCCUCUGGAAUCCAUACUGUGAGCUGGCUUUGUUUUGCAGAAGUCUUGAGGAAGUGGCUGGCCACCCUUUGUGACACUAACAGCAGACAAAUUAACAACAUUCUUGAGCUAAUGAAUUUCUUCCUGGGCUAGAGAAGUUAUGAGAACUGGUUGUGAUUAUUUACUUCACUUAGAUAGUUUUAGAAUAAACAUUGUAGUCUGUCACGUUGUAGCUUGCCACAAAGAAUGCCUUUUCACCACUUAAUUAUCUGGGCUCUGUGAACUGAUCGGGUUUACUAUAUAUGAAUCCUAAAAUAAAGAUUGUGCGUGCAGUGCAGUGUAACGCGGUGCAGACAGUAAAGGUGUCUCUCCUGUCUUUCUUUUCCGAGCACUGUACCCCCCGUGUCCCGAUCAGGCGUGUGUGCGUGUUUACCUUGCCCGGAGUUCAGAGUGCUCUAAGACACUCACGACAAGUGGCGCCUGAAUUCAGGGACUCCGAAGGUCGCUUAGGAAGAAAAUGGAAUUCAGCAGUGGGUCCCUGGACGAUGGAUCAGGAUCCGCGCCUCCAGACCCUGUUCGCCAGCCCCGGAGACAACUCCCCAAGGAACCGGAACCGUGCCUUCAGAAGCGAGCGCGAAACCAGCUAGAGGCUAAAGAUGCUGAGCUUGUUCCUAUCGCAGCCAUGGCCAGAUUACAGCUAAGAAAAUCCCGCCGCUCACAGCGACCAAAUUUAAAUCCCCUCCCUACAUAGGGACAAUUAAAGAAAUUGACCAUAGAAGGGCAACGGCUUGUCCUUCAAGCAGGAAAGCCUUUAAACCCUGAAAACUUGUUUUUAGCUUUAUGUGCCUUGCUCACCGUUGCAUCGGGGACUGAGGUACCUCCACAUUCGUACUGGGCAUAUAUUCCAAAUCCCCCUUUAUUAGAACCUGUAAAAUGGGGAACUAGUGAUAUUUUACUUUAUACCACACCUAGAGAAAUUUUGUCAGCACCGUGGGCUGAUUUAACCCCCCACAAUCAAGAUGAUGGGACAUUAUUCAAUUUUACUUAUUAUGGUAAUCAAAGGCCUAUUUGCAUUGGGGAACCGCCUUGCAUCCCUCUGGGAUGGCAGUAUUGGAUUCAACAUGGAAUAAAAGCAGGCAACAAAAGGACAAGGCUUCAAGCCUUGGCUGCUCAAACCUUUAAUGUUACCUGGAGAAAUUUAACAGCACCUGACAUAAAUACAUUUCCUGUAUGCCCUGAAUUCACUUAUAAAAAUAUUUCUUAUAAUCCCAUAAUUUGGCAACUAUGUAUGGGAAAAUUUGCUAAAAAUAUUGAUGGGUAUAUUAUUUGGGGACCAUUUGGAAAAUUCGUUAAUGGAUGUGCUGAAUGGAAUGAGACAAGAUGUAAUCUCUCUGUUGUGUAUAGUCUUCCAGAUCCAAAGAAAAUAACUGACGGAGCUCCUAUAUUUCCUCAGAAGACGUCUCUUUUGUGGUGGGGAGAUGGUGGAAUCGCUAACCCUGCUGUUGCAGCCGAAGAAUACCCUCAUCACCUUCAAAAUCAUAUUUGGAAGAUUCCAGCCGCUAUGCAACCUGUAACCUUGUACAAUGUUUCCUAUUCAGGGACUAGUCGAUCUGUAUCUACUACUUAUAAUUUUACUAGGUUUAAAAUGUAUAAUAUUACUGUUUGUGCACCUCUGCCUUAUGUCUUUUUAGUGGGAACUUUUAAUUUUACACAUUUUUCUUGUACUUGUUUAAAUUGUCAAUUGUUUACAUGCUUAAAUAGCACACUAAAUUUCACUAAGCCUUAUACAGUUAUGCUGUUACAACAAAAAACUCAUAUUUGGUUGCCUGUAAAUUUAACUCGACCAUGGUCUCAAGACCCAGUAAUUUCUGUUACUACUGAAUUUUUUAAACAUCUGUUAAAACGUACAAAAAGAUUUAUUGGAAUAGUGGUUGCUGUACUGUUAAGUCUGAUAACUGUAGCCUCCCUAGCAGCAGUCUCAGGAAUAGCUUUACAAACCUCUUUGCAAGAAAAACAUGUUGUAGAAUUAUGGCAUGAGAAUUCUCAUGAACUUUGGUUAACUCAGUGGCAAAUAAAUGCCAAACUACAACAACAAAUAGACCUCCUUAAACAAACAGUUGAAUGGAUGGGUAGAAAAAUAUUGGCUCUUCAGCAUCAAAUGUUUUUAAAAUGUGAUUGGAAUUCAACUACUUUCUGUAUAACCCAACGACCUUAUAAUCAAACAGAACAUGAAUGGGAAGUGAUUAGAAUGUAUCUAAAUGGAAACACCUCUGCCCAGGAGAAAAUAGAAUCUUUGCAUAAUCAAAUUGACAAGGAUUUUGCAAAGCAAAAUGAUGAUGAAUCCCUGGCACAAUUCGCGCAAUUGCUUGCUCAAUCUUUGAAAGGAUUAGAUUCCAAAGGAAUCUGGCAGAGCAUAACCCACACUUUAAGUGGCAUGGGACUUAGUUUAAUUAUAGUUCUCAUUGCCAUAGUUCUUGUGUAUUUUUACUGCAUAAGACGAAAUACUAUUAAUAACCUGAUCUUAUGGAAAUUAUUGUUAAAAAAUAAAAAGGAAGGAAGUGUGGGGGAUGAGGUGUCACUUUGUAGGCCCAACCCCCUCUAACCUGCAAUUUACAAUAGCCGCCCUGGUAUGCGAGAAGGAGGUAGAAUAGGAAUGCCUGUUCUCAGUGAGACCCCUCACCCUCUGGAAUCCAUACUGUGAGCUGGCUUUGUUUUGCAGAAGUCUUGAGGAAGUGGCUGGCCACCCUUUGUGACACUAACAGCAGACAAAUUAACAACAUUCUUGAGCUAAUGAAUUUCUUCCUGGGCUAGAGAAGUUAUGAGAACUGGUUGUGAUUAUUUACUUCACUUAGAUAGUUUUAGAAUAAACAUUGUAGUCUGUCACGUUGUAGCUUGCCACAAAGAAUGCCUUUUCACCACUUAAUUAUCUGGGCUCUGUGAACUGAUCGGGUUUACUAUAUAUGAAUCCUAAAAUAAAGAUUGUGCGUGCAGUGCAGUGUAACGCGGUGCAGACAGUAAA